Rhododendron vialii is the source of this 1547-nucleotide messenger RNA. Its product is annotated as glycerophosphodiester phosphodiesterase GDPD2-like. The transcript has 7 exons. The coding region runs from base 57 to 1211 and encodes 384 amino acids. The record is from RefSeq and is a predicted model, not a curated record. Gene Ontology annotation, molecular function: phosphoric diester hydrolase activity. Gene Ontology annotation, biological process: glycerophospholipid catabolic process. NCBI's taxonomy places the organism in Eukaryota, Viridiplantae, Streptophyta, Magnoliopsida, Ericales, Ericaceae.
CAUUCUCUCUCUCUCUCUCUCUCUCUCUCUCUCUCUCUCUCUCUCUCUCUCAUACAAUGGCGCUGACGGCCGUUCACGUCUCCGACGUCCCCAGUCUCGACCAAGUCCCCGAAACCACCACCUCAUUGUCGUCGCUUUUUUCCCCCCGUUUCUCCAAAGGGGUUGAUGUCGGGAGAAUCGGGGUUAAGCCUCCGAAAUUUCUAGUGGUUGGGCACAGAGGGAGUGGUAUGAAUUCAUUGCAGUCGUCUGAUCGGAGAAUGAAGGCCUUUAAAGAGAACUCCAUCCUUUCUUUCAAUUCUGCUGCUCAGUUUCCCGUUGAUUUCGUCGAGUUUGACGUUCAGGUGACCAAAGAUGACUGCCCCGUGAUUUUCCACGACAACUUCAUCCUCUCCGAAGAAAAUGGGACAUUAUCUGAGAAGAGUGUGACAGAGUUGAGUCUAUCAGAGUUCCUUUGCUAUGGCCCUCAAAGAGAGCCCAGUAAGGUGGGAAAGUCCCUCUUUAGGAAAGCUAAAGACGGCGAGAUUUUAAGCUGGAAUGUUGAGAGAGAUGACUCCCUCUGUACUCUUGAAGAAGCGUUUCAGAAGGUUAACUCUUCUUUGGGCUUCAACGUCGAGUUGAAGUUUGAUGAUCGCAUUGUCUAUCAACAAGAACAUCUCAUCCAUGCUCUUCAAUCCAUCUUGAAGGUAGUUUUUGAACACGCCAAAGACAGACCCAUCAUUUUCUCAACCUUCCAACCCGACGCAGCAUUGAUUACCAGGAAACUGCAGAGCACUUACCCAGUCUUCUUUCUCACAAACGGGGGAAAUGAAAUUUUCUACGACGUAAGAAGGAAUUCCUUGGAGGAGGGCAUGAAGCUCUGCGUAGAGGGUGGUUUGCAAGGGAUUGUAUCGGAGGUCAAAGGUAUUCUUAGAAAUCCAGGGGCAGUAUCCAAGAUAAAAGAGGCUAAGCUUUCACUAUUAACAUACGGGAAACUAAACAAUGUGCCCGAAGCAGUUUACUUGCAACAUUUGAUGGGUAUUGAGGGAGUGAUUGUAGAUUUGGUGCAAGAAAUCACAGAGGCUGUUUCCAAGAUGAUCAAGCCGUUGAAGGAGCAGGGUGAGGAUGAGAUACUAAUGGAACGGGACAAACAGAUUCGGGCGAAGGCAAAGCCCCAAUUCAUGGAAAAUGAGUUGUCGUUUCUGCUCAAGCUAGUACCAGAGUUGAUACAGUAGCAGCUGUAAGACUUGCCACUCUUUAGUCUUUACUCCCUUUUUUGUCAUGGAACUUCAAGCCUGAACAUAAUCCUAGGUUCCCAACAUCUUUGUAGAUAAGCCAGUGUAUUCCCAUCUCUCUACAGCACUCGCACCCAAACAGAAUUCUCAUUCGGCCUUUCUCCGGGUGGUAUUUUUAUCUGUCGUGUGUACGGCCAUAGAAAUGCUCACAGUUUUACAUCUUUAGUUCUUCCCCUUGUCGACCCUUCCAUUGGCUAUGUGUAACUUGGGUCCAGAAACAUGUACGGAUGCAGAUUGGAAACGAGUCAAACGACCAUUACUUCUAUUGAACAUAAA